AUGGGAAUGCACCGAGAUAGUACGAACGUACAGUUUGAACCUAUCGAAUGCAACACCCGCCGACAAGUCUGGUGGUCCCUCUACAUAUUCGAAAAGACGCUGUGUGGCAUAUUGGGCCGCCCAACAGUGAUUGAUGACCGAGAGAUGUCGAUGAAAGUGCCAGACGCACCAAUGCUAGAGCAGACGCGCAUCACCGCAGCAUUCAUGAAUCUCUGUUCCGACCUAGUGUCCACAUCGUACCGCAUUCGACAACGUGCCUAUUUCGACAAAACUUCUGCCGAAGAACGAUCCCCGACCAUCGCUGUCGCCAUGGCCCUACUUCGGGAGUGCGACAACUUCUUCGCAAAGAUACCUCCGCACAUGUCGAUAGAUCAUAUGCCAGGGCACCCAGAUCUGAAAGCAAUGACAUUAUUGCUGCACGUGUACUAUUACUAUACGCGUUGUGUCAUCUCCCGAGACUUCCUCAUACAGAAAGUGGAAAGCAACGUCUGCUUCCUGGAGAACAAACCGCCCCCAACUUCAGAAGACUGGUCUACGACCCUCAUUCUGGCGGAGGACUGUGUUGAAUCAGUACACAAAAGCCUCCAAUGCAUCACCAUCGGCAUCGAGCUGGGGAUAUUCGAGAUUAUCGGUUACUCCUGGCUAGACUUCUUCUUCGUAUUCCACGCUGUCUUGAUUGUAUGUGCAGACUUUCUUGCGCGACCCAAGGGCCAAACAGAUUCACCGAGGGACGUUGAACGUAAAGCGACGGUGCGGACUGUGCUCGACCAGGUCCGCGGAAUGCAGAAGCUCGCACCUACAUACAAAACUCUUGGCCGCAUUGCGUUGCAAUUUGCCACGAUAACUGGUGUUACUCAGAAUAACGAUUCGCCAACAGUACCGGAUGUGCCACAGGAGGGGUCUCUGGACUAUGUGGUAGACAUGGCGGCCGAUGAAAGAACGGAUAACGCCGACAUACUCGACAUAGGAAACGAUUGGUAUACAGACGCGACGGCCGAUUUGGGAUUAGACUUCUUCGACCUGAGUCAGGCGACACAUCCAGUGUCAUUCCCCAUUAUGGAUCCGCCGACGCGUUCUGAAAACACGGGCGACCAGACAGGUGACGUGGUGGACGAUUGGACGGAUAGGGCGCUAAAGGGAAUGCACACGCUGUAG
Molecule: messenger RNA, 1155 nt
Organism: Alternaria ventricosa
Lineage: Eukaryota; Fungi; Ascomycota; Dothideomycetes; Pleosporales; Pleosporaceae
Exons: 1
Coding region: 1-1155 (384 amino acids)
Biological process (GO): DNA-templated transcription
Molecular function (GO): zinc ion binding; DNA binding
Source: RefSeq, a predicted model, not a curated record